CCGCCAUAUUGCGCGCCAAUUUCGAAACCAUUAUACACGAUUACGAAAUAAAUCAAAUAAAUGAAAUCAUUCUCAAAUGCUUUUCGACAAUAAACCUCGGAAAUAUGAAGCUUAAAAUCCGAAUUAUCCCUUUGCUAUUCUUAUUAAAGUAUCGAGAGGGAUUGAGAACCGAAAAGAGAGGUUAUUUUUUCUCUCUUCCUCUCCCACAAAGCCCGACAAGGCCGAGGUCAGCAGCAUAGAGUCGGAGUCAGUCAAGGCGUGUUUGAGGUUAGGUUAACCACACUGUGAUCAUCAUUUUAUAUUUAUAAACUGACGUUCACGGCUUCAAUAUUCCACCGCGAGGAAUUCACUUUGUCGAAUGACUGGAUGAAAAUCAUUAAAUUGUUGGUUGAUAAUAAUAUCUCCUGCCGAACAAUAUUUUACUAUUGUUUGCCUACGAGGAUUUACCGAAUGCGAAGUGGCGUUCUUUUAUAUGAGGCGUUAAAAUAAGCAGGAUAUAUUCCCGUAUUUCGUUGGCGCAGAACAGUAUUAAGCCAGGAUGACGGACUCGGUAUGUGGAGUGCUGGGCAUAGACCGAGUGGACAUGAACGGAAUGAUGACCCUGAUCGAGGAGCAGCAUGGCAGCGAUGCGAACUUCCUGGUGAAUUCGAUCCUUGCCGGAGCCCUGGAGAAGGGUCAAGGAGUCUGUCUGGUGCUUUUCCAUAACACAUUCAGCCAUUACCACAACAUAGGCAUGAAGCUCGGAUACAAUCUCAGCGUACUGAGAGAGCGAGGACAGGUGGCAGUGAUCGAGCCGAUGUCGCUAGUGAGUUGUGAGAUCGAAGAGUUGGGCCACGACUCGGUGGAUGCAGACAGUGUAAAUCUCUGCGAAAGGAAGCCGAAGGAACCGGAGAACAGUCAAGCACCAAACUCGAUGAAGUUCGAUGCCAAUAUUGGACGCAAACUUUUGUUUCCUCUCAGAGAUAAGUGCUUCGAGGUGCUCGACUCGAGGGACUCCGUAGUUAUUAUAGUGGAUGACCUCAGCCAUCUCUUCGAUGCGCAGCUUAGCCUUAAGGAUGUGUGGUUCGUCGUUCGGUAUUUAAGGUCCUUGAUGGAGUUCGAGCCUAUGGUGUCCUUGUACAUUAUGACGCAUACCUAUAAAGCAGACCAUGAUAGCUGUCAGCCGGAUAUGAUUGCGAUUGGUUUGAAGCAUACGGCGGACCUGGUCGUUACCGUCCAGCCACUUGCCUCGGGGAAGGCUAACGAUGUUUCGGGCAGGAUGAAUAUUCGAUGGAAAGUGGAUUCGGUUCGCAAGAAGUACAAGUGGGCUGAGAGGUCGUGCUAUCUGUACAAACUCUCCGAUCGACAGGUUAGGGUCUUUCCGCUGGGAACCACCAGUGGUGUUUCAUAACGGAUGAUUUAGCUUAUCAUCAAGAGGAGAGGGUUUGUCUUCUUCAAAAUGGAGGAUUAAGGUGUUAUGGAAGUGCCAUUGCAUAUUGUAAUCUACGUUGAUAGUGUAAAAUUCAUCUAUACAUGUUUCGGUGGUAACAGCAUUUUAGAUACUCAAAUGGUAACAUAAGCUCGUGCGUCGUAUUACCAACAUUUAUAUUUAUCGUGAUGUUUCUUACACUCUAUGUUGAGAAUUAUACGAAAUUAAGUGUUCCAUACGUAAAUUCAAUAGAGUGAUUAUAAAGAGAUCAAACUACAACUUGAGAAUUCGCCCCAACUCAUGAUCUUUAAAACUCUAUUGGAGUAACAGCGCCAUAAUAAACAAAUUUUUGGAUAUCAAAUGAAAUGAAUUCAUGAGUUUCAGGAUGUACUUUAAGGCUUCCAUAUUCAUAUAGUAAAGAUUAAAACGAAUCGGUGCAUCCAGUUCGGAGAAAAGUUUCAUAAACGAUUAACUAACCUCUCUAGUACAUAAAUAUGUAAUGACACUUUCAUAACGCCUUAAUUCCUUGAAAAAAAAUGGCACAAUUUUUGGAAUCCUAAGCUCAAAGGGUGUUACGAUCCAAAGAAAUGGUUCUUUGGUGUUACUUAAGAUGGUUUUUCUUCGAUAUGGAAUCUAUUAUAAGUAAUGUAAUUGUCAAUAUUUGAAGGUGCACGUUUUGGAGUUUUUUUUAAAGCAUCUUGCAACAACUGAAGAUUUUAAAGACCCAAUGGGCUCAGGUCGAAGGAAAUAUCUACGACAAGUCCUGCUACCUGUAUAGGUUAUGUUUUUCAGUAUUUGGUGCUGUUCGUUUUCUUCGGAAACCAACAGUAGAUUUUCAUAACAAAUAAGUCAGUUUCCCAUUAAAAGUAUCAAGAGUGAUUGUGUUCAUAGUGAAGAAUUAAUCCUGAACUCGAAAGACUACGAUCCAAAGAAGUGGUUCUUCGGUGUUACGGUUCCCCUUCGAGUUGAAACCUAUUGUUAAUAAUAAUUGUGCAACUGUUAUUAAUACUUUAAAGUGCAUGUUGUACUGUUUUUAUGCAUCGUGCACCCUCUUUGGUGUUUUUAAAAAGGCAACGGGUCUGAUUACGAAAGUGGAACCGCAGGCUAUUGUAACAUUUCUUAGAACCAUUUUUCCAAAGCGAUGCCAAUCCUUUGCCCAUGUCCACUUAUUUGUUAUGUUAAUGGCAAUCUGUGUACGUUUCAAUAAGUACAAUUCAAUGAGAGUAAUUUUUAUGGUAAAGUGGAACGUCAUCGAAACUAUCAAAACUUGGUACGCUACUAAUUAAUUCUAAGUGUCAGGUGGAGUCGAUCUAGUUGACUUUACAUCCUCCGUAAGGGAAUUAUUGUCAACUUCACGAAUUAUUUAUGUAUGUAAAUACUCACAGAACUGGAAAAAGAUUUUUUUCCAUCUCUCCACCGAUAUAAAGAUCGAUGUUAAUCCAGCUAAGA
Orussus abietinus is the source of this 2857-nucleotide messenger RNA. RefSeq names its product elongator complex protein 6 (gene Elp6). Gene Ontology annotation, biological process: tRNA wobble uridine modification. The record is from RefSeq and is a predicted model, not a curated record. NCBI's taxonomy places the organism in Eukaryota, Metazoa, Arthropoda, Insecta, Hymenoptera, Orussidae. The coding region runs from base 539 to 1390 and encodes 283 amino acids. The transcript is spliced from 4 exons. Gene Ontology annotation, cellular component: elongator holoenzyme complex.